Messenger RNA from Pyricularia pennisetigena, 537 nucleotides. RefSeq lists its product as uncharacterized. Lineage: Eukaryota; Fungi; Ascomycota; Sordariomycetes; Magnaporthales; Pyriculariaceae. Gene Ontology annotation, cellular component: nucleus. The record is from RefSeq and is a predicted model, not a curated record. Bases 1 to 537 code for a protein of 178 amino acids. The transcript has 4 exons.
AUGCCGAAAUCACUAGAAAAGACACGCAAGCAAAUUGCGAAGAAGCGCAAUGGGGUUAUGAACAAUCUUCAUGAAAACUCACGAAACGCCAGAAGAUUACACACUGCUCAAGUGAGAGAUGAGAGGCUAGAGAAGCUUGCUCAGGCCAAGAAGAAGAAUGACAGACCCUUGAUUGACCGAGUGGCGUUUUUCAGGGAUGUCGUCAAGGAAUCCAGCCAUCCCCGACCAUUAUCACUAGACAUAGUCCAUGAAAUGGUUAAAAGUUUUGUUCAUCAGUAUGACGAGGAGUAUGCGGAAGCAAAAAGUGCACGUCGCCCUGGCAGGCCCGCUAGCACAAAAGAAGACACCUUGAAGGCCAAGGUUGUCAAGUUGGAGAAGGAGUACCAGGCCGGAUUAUAUAUGCCCGAUCUCACCAAGGUAGAGAAUCUCGAUGCGUUGGAAAGGUGGGAAGGCUCCUGGUCGUUCCUUACUAGUCUUGCGUGGGUGAAAUUCUUGCCAUCUGGCGAGAUGAAGCCAGCAAGCUUUCCUCCUAUGUGA